This is a messenger RNA of Miscanthus lutarioriparius, 798 nucleotides long. The record is from the annotation of a GenBank genome assembly. NCBI's taxonomy places the organism in Eukaryota, Viridiplantae, Streptophyta, Magnoliopsida, Poales, Poaceae.
AUGGAUCGAUUGGACAUGAUGGAAAACAUCGACGGCCGUCGGGUGAUGACGAACAAGCCGCGCAUCGAAGUUCACUCCUCGUCGUCGGACGACAGCGACAGGGACAGGAAGAGGGAGGAGGAUGAAGCACAGCAGGACGAAGUAGCCGAGGCGAAGAAGACGCCCCCGCUGGGUUGGAAUCACAAUCACCACGAAGCGGCCGGCGGCGUUGGCAAUAACAAGAGGCGGCUUCUAUCGAAGCAGCUGUCAAUGAAGGAGACCACCAGGGAGGCCAAAUGGGAGAAGCGCCGGCGGCAGAUACUGCGGCGCAGCAGCAUGGUAUCGGUAAACGACGACGGAGGAGGCGGUGGCAACAAGAGCGCCGUCGAGGAACGGCAUCAUCAUCAUCAUGUUAUGAGGUCUUCGUCGGAGCGCGCAAUGAGGUGCCUGACCGACGAGGACCUUGACGAGCUGCGGGGCUCCUUCGAGCUCGGGUUCGGAUUCUACGAGGAGACCGGCGGCGCCCACCUCCGCGACACGCUCCCCGCCCUCGAAUUCUACUUCGCUGUGAACCGGCAGCUGUCGGACCCCAAGCUGCGGACGCUGGCGGCGGCGAGCCCCACGUCGACGCUGUCGGCCGUGUCAUCGUCGUCCACGCUCCCCGACAUCCCGAGCCCACGCAGCCCCAACGCCGGCGCAACCGCGUCCGGCGGAGCCGACGCAUGGAAGAUUUUUACCCCAGGUGACAACCCUCAGCUUGUGAAGACGAGGCUGAGGCACUGGGCGCAGGUGGUGGCUUGCUCCAUCAAGCACGGCUAA